Antechinus flavipes (yellow-footed antechinus) is the source of this 6826-nucleotide messenger RNA. It is a transcript of the gene PTPRN2, whose product is annotated as protein tyrosine phosphatase receptor type N2. Gene Ontology annotation, molecular function: protein tyrosine phosphatase activity. Gene Ontology annotation, cellular component: secretory granule. The transcript is spliced from 23 exons. The record is from RefSeq and is a predicted model, not a curated record. Gene Ontology annotation, biological process: protein dephosphorylation. Bases 404 to 3622 code for a protein of 1072 amino acids. Lineage: Eukaryota; Metazoa; Chordata; Mammalia; Dasyuromorphia; Dasyuridae.
GGGCAGGCGGCGCUAGGCGCUGUCCUGGGUGUUGAAGCCUGCGAGGUCUUUGGCGGUGCUGCAGGAGCGCUGAGCGAGAGGGAGGGAGGCCGGCCCGUGGAGCGGCCGCUGCUGCCGCCUCUGCCUCUGCGCCCCUUUCCGCCCCGGCCCAGCCCUCCCGCUCCCCUCCCUCCUGCACCCGCUCCUGCAGCGUUCCUCCUCCCCCUCCACGCGUCGGUCCUUCCCUCCCUUCUUCCCUCAGUCCGUCGGCGGGUCACCCAGCCCUCACCAUUCCCUUCAGCCUCCUUCGGUGCCAGCAGCAGCCAUGGAGUGAGCUCCCCGGGCCGGAGCGACGGAGCGAGAGAGCGAGCGAGGCGCAGCGAAGAGCCGGGCGCAGCGGGCAGUCUGCGAUGGGCCGGGCGUGAUGGGGUCCCCGCCGCGCUCCGUGGCCCCGGCGCCGCGGCCGCCGCCGCUGCCGCUACUGCUGCUGCUCCUGUCAGCCUUCCCCGCCGCCGCCGCCGCCGCCUCCACCACCCGCGGCCGCCCGCUCCCGGGGAGGUUCGGCUGUUUGUUUGAGGAUGACCUUUGCAGACCAUUUGAAAUCUGUGUAAAUGAUGGAGUGUUUGGAAGAUGCCAGCAGGGGCCUGUGAUAGACACAUACCGAUAUGAAAUUUCACCCCCAGUUCUUGAACAUCUAAGGACCAUCUUGCAGAAGCUCUCCCACAGAGGUUUCACUUGGCAGGAUGAUUAUACCCAGGGCACAGUAGCCCAGGAGCUUGAAAAUAUCCCCAAAAUCCACCAGUGGCAUCCUGAUUCUUUAGCAAGUGAUGGCAUCAACUCAAUCAGGACUUUGAAGCCAAAGAUUGAUAAUAAAAGACCAUCUUCCCUCGAAAAGGAUAUCAACUUGGCCAAGAGUCUUCAGCAGUAUCUCACUUACCUGAAAAUUCUUACCCAUGCCUCGACUCCUGAUGUAUAUCCCCGGAUUAAGAGUGACAAAGCUUCUCUUCAGAACAAUAUCUUUCCUGAACGUCUACUAAACUACAUAGUUCAGAAGGCCAGAGGAAGUAGCCCCGAACUGACCUAUGUUCCCAUAUCUCAUCCAAAUUAUCCUGAUAAUCCCUCGAGGGCCUUCAGUCAAAUUCAGCCGGACACAUUCUCCUACACCUCGGACCCAGAUCUCGACAAGCAGAAUCUGAUGGCUGCUCUCAAGGCCUACAUGGCCCAGAAUGUGGCGAAGGAGAACCCUGACAAAGGCUCCAGUGGCAGGACUAGAGACGGCCCUCAUUUUGGUGAUCGAUUUCUCUUGCCGUACAAUGAAGCCUUCUCCAAAGAGGAAGAAAUGGAUGUGAAGGCAAAGCCACUUUUCCUUCUGCAAACGGGCUUGAGAGAGCUAAGACCUGGUUCUGGAUUGUCAGUUCAAAAAUUGGUGUCUGUUCCUGGGGAUGCAAAGGACUCUCAGAACACGCUGGAAGAAACCUUAAUUCAGAAUGUUCUGAAGGACUUCAGGAAGCAACAGGGGAAUAUGGAUAAUCUGAGUCCUUUGGAGCUGGCAAAGGUGGCUGAUAUGAUUGCAGAGACCAUGCAAAGUUCAAAUACAGAAGAGGUGCCAGGAAUUGUGGGAGUUGAGGCUGAAGGAGAACAAAGGGAGCAAGAAAUGAAAGGGAUUAACAGUCCAGAAUCAAAAGACUACCAAGAUGGUUUGAUGGUUGAAGAUAAUUUACAAGGUAGCAGAUUGCAGGAAAGUGAUGAUAGAGUUGAUGAGAAGGUAAAAGCUUUGGAUACCCAAUUGGGGAGCCUGGAGAAUGAGCAGGAGACUCAAUAUCUGCCUGAAGGACUCCCUUCUGAAAAACCCUUUAAAAUAGAGACCAAAAAAUCAGAAGAUACAGAAUCUUCCUUUUCCUCUGAAGAGGAGAAUGCAGGGAUUGAAAAUGUAAAAAGUAAGACCUAUUCCCAAGAACUGACAGCAGAGAAGAAGCCAAAUGCUGACCCUGAGGCCAAUGAAUUCCUUCAGUUUCAAGAUUGGAUGCAGGGUACUCCGAAACAAGAUGAAAGGCUUGCCGAAGGACCUCCAAAAAUUCCUGAGGAAGGUUUACAAUUAGAAGUAAAGUCUUCUGAUGAGGAAGAAUAUGGUUACAUUAUGACAGAAAAAGACCCUCUGAGUGUGGAGAAGGGGAAGAAGUUGAUCAAGGCUCUGGAAUAUCUAUUGAAGUUGCCCCCUGCCACCAUUGUGGAUGUCAGUGUGCUGGGACCAGCAGUGACCUUCAAAGUGAGCUCCAGUUUCCAAAACAUGACAACGGCAGAUGUUGCAAAGGCAGCAGCUGACAACAAAGACAAGCUUGAAAAAGCCUCAGGACUGAAAAUUCUUCGAACAGGAUUUGGGUCGAAAAGCAAAUUAAAGCUUUUGCCUCCUGGAGUAGAGCAAGAAGACUCUACUAAAUUCAUCAUUCUCACCCUGAUCUCAAUUGCUUGCAUCAUUGGGGUCCUCCUAGCUUCAGGGGUCCUCUAUUGCCUCCGCCAUAGUUCUCAUCACAAGCUGAAGGAGAAGCUUUCAGCACUAGGAGCUGAUUCAGGCUCUGAUGCCACUGCUGCUUACCAGGAGCUAUGCCGUCAGCGCAUGGCUGUCAAGACAUCUGAUCGCCCAGAGCCACUGCACACUUCCCGCAUCAAUAGUGUUUCAUCACAGUUCAGUGAUGGACCCAUUCCUAGUCCCUCGGCUCGGAGCAGUACUUCUUCCUGGUCUGAAGAACCAGUGCAAUCCAACAUGGACAUCUCUACUGGUCACAUGAUCUUGUCCUACAUGGAAGAUCAUUUGAAGAAUAAGAAUCGACUGGAGAAAGAGUGGGAAGCACUCUGUGCUUACCAAGCUGAGCCAAACACAUCUCUGGUAGCCCAGAAGAAAGAGAAUGUGCAGAAGAAUCGUUCUCCUACUGUGCUGACAUAUGAUCAUUCCAGGGUACUUUUGAAAUCUGAAAAUAGCCACGACAAUUCUGACUACAUCAAUGCAAGUCCCAUUAUGGAUCAUGACCCUAGAAAUCCUGCAUAUAUUGCUACUCAAGGACCACUUCCAGCUACAGUGGCUGACUUUUGGCAGAUGGUCUGGGAGAACGGCUGUGUAGUUAUUGUCAUGCUGACACCCCUCACGGAAAAUGGAGUCAAGCAGUGCUAUCACUAUUGGCCAGAUGAAGGGUCCAACCUUUACCACAUCUAUGAGGUAAAUCUGGUGUCUGAACAUAUCUGGUGUGAGGAUUUCCUUGUGAGAAGCUUUUAUUUGAAAAAUCUUCAAACCAAUGAAACCCGGACCGUAACCCAGUUCCAUUUCCUUAGUUGGUAUGACCAAGGAGUUCCUUCUUCUACAAGAUCACUUCUGGAUUUCCGCAGAAAAGUUAACAAGUGCUACAGGGGCCGUUCUUGUCCAAUUAUUGUUCAUUGCAGUGAUGGCGCUGGAAGGAGCGGCACCUACGUGCUGAUUGACAUGGUUCUCAAUAAGAUGGCCAAAGGUGCUAAAGAGAUUGAUAUUGCUGCUACCCUGGAGCACUUGAGGGACCAGAGGCCAGGCAUGGUCCAGACAAAGGAGCAGUUUGAGUUUGCCUUGACAGCAGUGGCUGAAGAAGUAAACGCAAUACUAAAGGCACUCCCCCAGUGAGUGAAGCUUUCUGAAGACUCAGAUCUCAUCUCAUCCUCCAUCCCUGUAAAUGUUGUUGGAAACUAUGACUUGACCUUAACUGUGUCUUCUAUUGUAAUCACAUAGUCAUAAGGUCUUCAAAAUGCCUAUAGUUAGUACAGUUUAGCAGUUCAGAUGUGUAUUUUUGUUUAAAUAAAAAAAUAGAGAGAGAAACAUCCAGUGUUGGGAAAGGGGAAAAUAAUUCAUCUAUUCAUUUUUAUUUUCUUCAAAUAAUUUUUCACUUCCUGAAAGCACAUAUUUCAUAUACAUUUCUUUUCAAAUAAUAUAAUAUUAGUAGUUCACUAAUUAGGAUAUUCUUAUGCUCUCAAAAAAGAGUACUUAGUUUUCAUCUAUAACUUUCCAAAGGAAGACUGAUAUGGUCUUAAAUUAAAAACUCACAGGUAAAAAAACCUCAUAUUGAAGUUAUACAUAUACACACACAUACAUAUAUAUAUGUGUGUGUACGUAUAUGUAUAUUUAUAUAUACAGAUAUAUUAAAAAAAAAAACCUGACUUAUCAUAAGGAAAUUCUACCUUCUCAUUGAAAAGUUUGAGCAGCUAAGAUAGAAGGCUACCUUAACAGUCAUUUAAACAUUCUGUAGCUUUUAUACAAAUGCCAGGAAGAAAGUGAGUUGCUGUCAUAGUGCUGCUGGCCUAAGCUGGAGGCAGGUGAUUUGAUCUUAAUGGUACAGUUUUUUGGCAGCCAAAAAGCAUAUAAUCAACAAUUCUGUAGUGAUCAAAGGAUUUUCAUCCAUGUUCAAAUACUCUUUCAUUCUAUGUGCUUACUAUGCUCAGAAAUAUUUAGUUACAUUUCCAGCUUACAUAGAUUAAAGUGCUUCGUAAAUCUAAAAGUUCUUUCUUUCCAAUCAAACAUAGGGACUGACUUUCCAUAUGAAACUUAUUCAAAAUGAUAUUCUAAUCCAUCUCCCAUGAAAACAUAUGUCAAUUCAGCAUUAGGGCAGCAGCUUUGCAAUAUUCAUUAUGUGGCUAAAUGGUCAAAAGAAAUAGAAAAAGACUAUAAGGUGCUUGUGGAAAUGUACUUAUGAGUACCACACUAAACAUUCUAACACAGUAACCUCACAGCCAAGAGACUGGAUAGUACAACUUGUAGGGAAUUUUUUGUGGGUCCUUGUUGGUAGCCCUGGGAAAUAUACCAUGGAAUUUUCCCAUUCACUUCAUGAAAGGAAAGAUGGAUAAAAAAACUUAUUUCUUUAUGUAUGACUUCACAAUGUUAAAAACACCUAAUAGAAAGAUGGAAAAUAUAAUCAGACAUCCAUUCAUAUUUUGUCCAUGUGAUGAAAUGUCUUAUUUAACAAGAUUUCAUCCCCUUUCUGAAUUGGAUUGGUUAUUUUGCCUUUAUUUGGAGGGAGGAGGGGGAGCUGAAUGCUUUUGUUAAAAUCGUACUCCGUGUUGUUGUUGUCCUCCCAAAGAUACCUAUUCCUUUUGCAUUUCAUUGGAUAUAAUUAUUCUGAAAAAAAAAAAAGGCCCAAAGGUCUUCCUCCUAUAUUGGAUUAAUUCAUGAGGCUGUGUAUGAGGUGUUUCCAGUCCCUUUGCUUUCUCUACUGCAUUCCAUGUACCAUUUUAACCAGUUAUUACAUUUGAAGAAGCAGUGCCUACUGUGAGAAAGAGAGAUGUCAAAUGUAUGCAUCCAUUAAUGGUAUAGGUAUAUGAUGCUGCUUUAACACAUCUACCUUUCCUUUGGAAAAAUUGUUUUUCUCUUUGUGGCAAUUUAAAUCAUAGGCAAGAAAACUGUCUGAAUAAAGGGAACUAAUACCUAAUUGUAAUUAUAAGUAUGUAUGUUUUGGAUAUCCUCCAAUGAGGGAGAUAUAUUUAAUUGUGCCAUAUUAAACUUUUGAUUUCAGACUUGAAUGGUCUUCAUUUAUGGAUGGGAGAGCACUUCUUUUUCCCUAUCAAGCUUUAUGUUGUUUUGGAAACCAAAAUAAUAGCAUAUACUUAGAAUUGAAUAUCAUAUAGCUAUUUUAACUACUCUGUAUGAAGUAUAUUAAAGGCAAGAAUGUCACAGAGAUCUUAUUUUUAGCAAAAUAAUUAAUCUUAUCACAAGUCCUUAGACAUACAUUUUUCUAAGUAGGUGUCAUAGUCUAUUCUUAGUCUUGUAACUGCUUGAUAUGGGUAUCCCAUAGGGAAGUGAUUAUAGAUACCAUUUUCUUCUACAUAAAGCAUUCCAGGUAGAUGAGCAUCUGUCUCCCUCCUGUCUCCAGGAAAUAAGUUUCCACAUUCUUUUUUCAGUAACUAAAUAUUUGCCCUAGUAUUUCUUCAAAUCCUUUACUAUCAUGGAAAUCUUCUUUAAAUACCCUACAAAUUGUCCAUAUUUUGGGGCAAGUCCAUUUUUUCUUUUGUUCUUCAUGAAGCUAAAGAUGACUUAAUUAUCCUCCCUGUAAGCCCCUCUUAAUACUUGAAAACUGCUAUUAAAUAAUGAACAUUUUAAAGCUUUUCAAGCAGUAACUAAAAGAAAAUGCAUUCCUAGGAGGUGGUGGUGAAGAGAAAUCUUUUCCAAUUCAACAUUUGACUAUUUGGGUAAAAUAAAGUUAAAUAAUAACUAUCAAGUAACUUUGGAUCAAUAACUUCAAUUGGAAUAAUGUCAUCAGCUUCUGAAGACAGACUACUGUGUCUUGAUAGUUUAACUUUCAAUCCCUCUUUCUGCUAUUUUAAGAAAAUGAUCUCAAACAUUUAAUGGGUGAAUGCUUUAUAACUGACCAUAGGUGAGUGAUAACAGAAUUGUCUAACUGCAUUAAUUUUGCUCAUUAUGUAUUUCCCACAGGGAGAACUGGCUUACUAAAUAUUUCAAUGGGCUGAUAAAAUUUAUACAAAGCUAAUACAGUUGGUAACUCAGUGCUAUAUCUAUAGCACUUCCCUAAAAGGCUCUGGCAGUGGCCAAUGGAUUUUAAAACUUGGUCUGGAGUAGGUCUACUUGAAUCUCUCCAUCAAGAUACGAUUAUGUUUAAUCAAAAACAUUUUACUUUUUAAAUUAUUUUUAUUGUGAAUAAAGCAAUUUAAUUCCUCCUUGGUGUCUGUAAGUGUGUGGCACAUAUUACAGAAUUAUUCCCUACAGUUACUUGUAGAACUUCCACUCCACAAGUAAACAUGUUGUUUAAUGGUAUUCCUUCUUAUCAAUUAUCAAUAGUGAUUAAUAAUUGCCAUUGUCAAUAAAUAGCAUCAAUAACAAUUA